AUGGGAUCCUCGCUAUCUAAGAGACUCGUUCUUUUGGUCAAGGGCAAACGGCCCUCUGCAUUUCAGCAAAAGCGCGCCUCUGAUCCUGAGCUCGACUCUGACGGUGUAUGGAAGCUCCAGCGUGGAAAAAUCGGCUCUGGAGCAUCGGCCUGUGUUAGGGUCAUUUCCCGGGAGGGGCAUAGCGAGAACUUCUCCGCGGCGUCAAGUACCUGCAUGACCGGGGCAUUGCGCACCCGCGAUAUCAAGCCCGAGAACAUUGUCAUGGCAGACCCCAACUGCCUGAAGAUCUGCGACUUUGGCGACGCAAUCGUUUUCCGGGACCCCAAUGCGUCGACUCCCUCCAGUGGCAAUGGAGCUGAGCAGAUCGACUUGUGCUAUUGUCGGAACAUCGGCACAAAGGGGUACCAUCCGCCAGAGCUCGCACGACCAGAGCCCUAUGACCCGAGACCAUUCGAUGUAUGGUGUGCUGGGCUCACCUGCCUCUUCAUGUUUGUUGAGCGCUACUCGUGGGAUGUGGCCGACCCAGAGGAAGACAUAUACUACGCACUCUUCGAUGUUGGCUGGAGAGCGUUCCGCCUUAGGCAGCAGGACAGAAUUCCAACCGAUACGUUGUAUCCCGGCUGUUCGGGCUGCUUUCGAAUCCUCGACCAGACCAACGAGAUCCACGCAGGCUUCCGGACACUGAUCUUCCGGAUGCUGGACCCCGACCCAGCUAAGCGGAUCACCAUCGACGAGGCGUUGAACUUGCCCUGGGUGCAAGCCAUCAAUUGCUGA
Molecule: messenger RNA, 774 nt
Organism: Aspergillus terreus NIH2624
Lineage: Eukaryota; Fungi; Ascomycota; Eurotiomycetes; Eurotiales; Aspergillaceae
Exons: 2
Coding region: 1-774 (257 amino acids)
Biological process (GO): intracellular signal transduction; protein phosphorylation
Molecular function (GO): protein serine/threonine kinase activity; ATP binding
Source: RefSeq, a predicted model, not a curated record